GGGAGGGAGGAGGCCUUAGAGCGGCCCCCUAGGGAAAGGAGCAGAUUCCCCCCUCCAGUGCUGGGAGCCCUGCUCCGGUACCGGGGCCAGGCCCCGCCGGCCUCACUCUUCAGGGUCAGUGAUUCGGCAGUUAGCACCUGGAGUCUGCCUCUGCCCGUACCCGUCAACGCUGGAGCAGCGUCCCCCCUGCCCCUGUGUUAUACCUGUAGCUGGGGGCAAUAUUGGGAUAAUCAACUGGUAUUCUAGCAUGGACACUGUUGCUAGCCAUAGUUGUCAUCUUCUCCAGCAGCUACAUGAACAGCGCAUUCAAGGCCUUCUCUGUGAUUGCAUGUUGGUAGUAAAAGGCGUCUGCUUCAAAGCACAUAAAAAUGUAUUAGCUGCUUUCAGUCAGUAUUUCAGGACCCUGUUUCAGAAUUCUCCAGGCCAGAAGAAUGAUGUCUUUCACUUGGACAUUAAAAAUGUAGGUGGCAUAGGCCAGAUCUUGGACUUCAUGUACACUUCACACCUUGAUCUUAGCCAGGACAAUGUACAAGCUAUGUUGGAUAUUGCACAAUGUCUGCAAGUGCAAAAUGUGCUGAACAUUUGCCACACUUUUUUAAAAUCCUCCACAGCUGUAGAGUCUCCUGCCAGCAUGCCUUGCAAUAGUGUGUUCUCCUUGCAAAGUACUUUGGCUACAGAGACUAACUGUGUGAAUGAAAGUUACGGUACUAACUUACUGCAUGAAUGCUCAUCAGAUGCACAAGCGAGUAAAGUGUUGGAUGACCACCAUUCCCACGGAUCACAAUCUAUUAAUCUUCAUACUUCCUCAGGUGAUGUACAGAAACAGACACAAGACUCCUUAGAUGGUAAUUGCACAGAGCUCCCAUUUAAACAGCCAAAUUACUAUUAUAAACUGCGCAACUUUUAUAGCAAGCAGUUCUACAAGCAGAAUGCAUGUUCCAACCAUGAGAGAAUAACAGAACAGUCUUUUGCUUUCAAUACAUCUACUGAACUAAGUACGGUAGAGAGCAAUUCUUGUACUGUCAAUCAAUCUGAAUGUAUUUUGGAAUCCUCUGACCACUUACCCUCGAACUUUCUGGUUCAAUCCUUGAAUGAUUCUGCUCCAGACCAAGAUUUGGAAAGCACAUCCUUGCAGCCUACCAAACAGAUGCGGUUGAAAAAGGCAAUACACCUUAAAAAACUGAAUUUUCUGAGAUCACAGAAGUCUGCAGAACAAUUGUCUGAACCUAAGAGAGAUGACAACAGUAUAACAAGGGUAAUUGAAUCUGUAAAUGAAAGUACCAUGGAGAUGACAAAUAUUAAUGCUGUUGAAGGAAAAGAAACUGAAGAUCUUGUGAGUUCAGAGAGUUUUGAACAAACUGUUGAAAUGGAAAGAUCUCAAGGUCCUUCAGAACAAGAUGAGCAAUCACAGAUUCUUCAGUCACAGAGGCAAUAUACUUGUGAAUUAUGUGGAAAGGCUUUUAAACAUCCAAGCAAUUUGGAGCUCCAUAAAAGGUCUCAUACAGGUGAGAAACCUUUUGAAUGUAACAUUUGUGGGAAACACUUCUCACAGGCAGGUAACCUACAGACUCAUUUACGUCGGCACUCUGGUGAAAAACCAUAUAUUUGUGAAAUCUGUGGGAAAAGGUUUGCUGCUUCUGGUGAUGUACAGCGUCACAUUAUUAUUCACUCUGGAGAAAAACCUCAUUUGUGUGAUAUCUGUGGUAGAGGGUUUAGUAACUUUAGUAACUUAAAGGAACACAAAAAGACCCAUACAGCAGAUAAAGUAUUCACCUGCGAUGAGUGUGGAAAGUCAUUUAACAUGCAACGGAAGUUAGUAAAGCACAGAAUUAGGCACACAGGAGAGAGACCAUACAGCUGUUCAGCAUGUGGAAAAUGUUUUGCAGGAUCUGGUGACCUACGCAGACAUGUACGGACUCAUACAGGAGAAAAGCCCUAUACCUGCGAGACUUGUAACAAAUGCUUCACUCGUUCUGCUGUUCUGCGGCGGCACAAGAAAAUGCACUGUAAGUCCAGUGAUGAGGGAUCAAAUACACUAGAGGAAUUUACUCAGGCAAUUGAAACUUCUGAUCUUGAGAAAUCUCAGGGUUCCGACUCGUUUGCCCAAGAAAUGUCUGUUACUUUGUUACCAGUAUCUGUUAAAUUUCCUGUUCGUCCAGCUGGAAAUUCAGCUAAUGAAUUUGAUAGUUCUGCAGGAUCUUAUUGCAAGUUGCGGUCAAUGAUUCAACACCAUGAGUCUACAAUCCAACAGAAAUUGAGUCUGGAUUCCGCUGAACUCCCAAAACCUCAGACACAACAAACUCCUCAGCCAUCUUUCACUUACACAGAGGUAGAUGUAUCACCUGCAGAAGAACCCCUACAAUCUGAUAAUAUUUCUAUGAUUCGUUCAUCAAUGACAACCUUGGAUGGUCAUUGUGGUGACCCCCUGGGCAAUCGUGCAUCUUCUGCUGCAUAUAGGAGUAAUGAAGGACCAUUCUUUUCCAGUAUGACCCUGUGGGGCUUAGCUAUGAAGACCUUGCAGAAUGAAAGCGAGUUGGAUCAAUGAGGGUUCAUGUUACCGAUUCACAACCUUUUAGGGAAAUUGUUUUAAUUUACCAGACUAAGACUACGUAUUCCAGCUAGUGCUCACUACCUCCCAUUUAACUGUGCAUGCUCUAUCCUGCAAUGGAACUUGAGUUGUUCCAAGGCCCAGUUUCAUUAUUAAAGUGCACAAAGGUGAAUAAAGCGUGUAAGCAAAACCAGUACUGAGGUUUGUUAGGGUAAGGUGUAGGAAGAGAAUAGUGUUCCAAUCACAAGAGGCUGACGUACCAAUAAUGGAAUGCUUAUCAGUAAGAUCAUUGGUUUAUAUAACUUCUUAUAUUUAAGUAAUGUGACAUAUUAAAACUGAUUGUCAAAUACUGUACAAUAUUUGUCAGUAGUGCAAAGUAAUUGUAUAUCUAGAAACUUUAUUUUUACAAUAAAAGCCUUUUCUAGUAUUUUAUAAAAUAUUUUGCACAGAAGUUUUAUCUGUAGAAUGUAGAUCAAAGUAAAGAAAUGCUAAUUUAAUUUGAAUAAAGGGAAGUUAUUUUACGUAA
Messenger RNA from Trachemys scripta elegans, 3074 nucleotides. RefSeq names its product zinc finger and BTB domain containing 49 (gene ZBTB49). Gene Ontology annotation, cellular component: nucleus. The record is from RefSeq and is a predicted model, not a curated record. NCBI's taxonomy places the organism in Eukaryota, Metazoa, Chordata, Testudines, Emydidae. Bases 248 to 2545 code for a protein of 765 amino acids. Gene Ontology annotation, biological process: regulation of transcription by RNA polymerase II. The transcript is spliced from 8 exons. Gene Ontology annotation, molecular function: RNA polymerase II cis-regulatory region sequence-specific DNA binding; DNA-binding transcription factor activity, RNA polymerase II-specific; protein binding.